AUGAGGUUGUCACAACAAUGGUCCUGUCACCGUGUUAACGCCGUUGGGCGACAUCUACUUGUGCUGCGGACCGGACCACGGUCUGCGUCUCGACGGUGGUGCGCUCUCUCGCGUCUCUCCUCGACAAGUGAUUCCACGCGUGGCCCUGUCGCGUCUCCCUACCAGCCUCUGGACACCCUGCAAGAUGCCAGCAUAGACGAAUUUCGCGAGAAGUGCUUCCGACCGGAGCGUCCUGCCAUCCUUCCUCGCGGUUGUUUCCGUGUUCUGCCGGCCUGCGACCGCUGGUUUACGGAGCCAUCUACGAGAUCCUCUCCUCCUGCACUGAACUACGACUACCUGGAACAGUAUGCAGAUACCUUCGUGCCUCUAGAACUUACGCAGACAUCUCCGCUGUCGCAAAAGCCAGACAAUCCCGAUAGCGAGUCUGACGCGACCGAUACAAGCUUCCAGCAACUCCACGCACCGCUGAGUCUCUUCCUCGACUGGACGCGCUCAGCUCGUACACAGUCGGCCCGUCUUUACCUCGCACAAUGCCAGGUCAGCGAUCUGCCUUCAGCUCUCCGUGAUGACCUUCCCACGCCGGACCUGGUGUCUCAGACAGGCAGAGGGGAUAUCUACGAUACCAACAUUUGGAUGGGAAUCCCGCCUACGUACACCCCCCUCCACCGCGAUCCGAAUCCAAACCUCUUCGUGCAGCUGGCAGGAAGAAAGCAGGUCAGACUGUUGCCACCGGAUGUGGGUAUGCGUGUCUUUUCACGGGUGAGAAUGGAGCUAGGACAGAGCGCAGGUCGUGCUGCGGCCGCGUUCCGAGGCGAGGAGAUGAUGCAAGGACGCGAGAGGCCGCUACUGGAAGAAGCGGUCUGGGGUGAUCGAUUAGAGAGUCCAGCACUUCCUCAUGAAGCAGGCUACGAGGCGGUUCUCGAAGCAGGAGAUGGUUUAUUCAUCCCCAAGGGGUGGUGGCACAGCAUCAAGGGUGUGGGUGAGGGUAUUACAGCAUCGCGAAUGACGAGGAACACUUCUGUUGCGUCGUUCUUCUUUUUCUUCCUGUGCAUCUACAUCUCCUCUGCUGUCAUUGCCAGUACCACCACUGUCCAUCGAUCCGCCGGAGAAGGUCGUCUCCUAGCGGCAUCCAACACCUGUCCCGCUCGACUGUUCUCCUUCGAAGACUCCUGUCCAUCGGAGGAAUCGCAGGAAGAGUGGAUGUCCAACAGCGUCUACCGUGCAGCGGCACGUCUGCUCCGAUCAUCGUCGUCCGCCGUCCACGCCAUUCCUGCGUCGAGUGAACCAUUCUCGCUGAACCGUCAGCAACAACAAACGCGCACCAUGUCUUCUGACUCCUCGUCCGCGGCCAACCCUCAAAACUCGGCUGAGCAACAGCCGCAACAGCAGCAGCAACAGCAGCAGCAGCAGGAGCAACAACGCCCCUCGCUAAGUCUACCGGCCCCGGACACCGACGAUGCCACGAAGCUCGAUGUCAGCGGCGAAGGAAGCAGCGUGAAGCUGGACCACCUCGGCCCGCUCGUCAUUAAUCAGGAUGGCACCAUGAGCCGCAUCUCGAACUGGGACAAGAUGACGGAGAUCGAGAAGAGGAACACCCUGCGCGUGUUGGGGAAGCGCAACAGGGAACGUAUGGAGGCGCUCAAAGCAGCAGGGAUCCAACCUGGUGAGAAGCCGGAGGGGGGCGAGAGUGCAUCAGCAUGA
Molecule: messenger RNA, 1701 nt
Organism: Rasamsonia emersonii CBS 393.64
Lineage: Eukaryota; Fungi; Ascomycota; Eurotiomycetes; Eurotiales; Trichocomaceae
Product: JmjC domain protein
Exons: 2
Coding region: 1-1701 (566 amino acids)
Source: RefSeq, a predicted model, not a curated record